AUCAAAUUUUGAAGUUUGUUUUCAUAAUUAACAAUUUGAGAUGGUAUGGAACUUCAUCCCAUUGUAGACAAUUUGUCCGACCUCCGACCUAAUCUCUGGUGUGUGAUUUCCCCAGCUGGCGAAGGUCCGAGCGCUAGAGUCGGACAUACGUGUAUAUUUUUAGGCGGGAAAAACGGAGGUGAUCUCCAAGGUAACGAAAAGGGUCGAAUAUUGAUAAUCGGAGGUGCAAAUCCCGAUGGAGCGUUUAACGAUGUCUAUAGUAUUGACUUAAGUACUUUACAGUGGAAGAAAUCUGAAAUCCAGGGACUACUUCCCAGAUAUGAGCAUUCAUCAUUUAUACCAACAUCAUGUCCAGAUAGAGUGGUGGUGUUUGGUGGAGCGUCUAAGACAGACAACCUAAAUGAURUCCAGGAWUUAGAUACAGUUAAUAAUGUAUGGUCAAGUGUUAAAGUCAAUGGCACUCCACCAUCAAGUCGAACAUGCCAUUCWAUGGCCUCGGUYGGCAACAGUUUAUAUGUGUUUGGYGGUGGUUAUAAAGGAGCAGAACCUGUACAAGACCAAGGGAUGUAUGUCUUUAAUGCAGAGACCAAGACAUGGAGCCAGUUGGAAGUGAAGGGUGAUAAGCCAUCAGCUCGACAUGGUCAUCUCAUGGUUGCCAUAGGAACAGAUAUCUUUUUGCAUGGUGGAAUGGCUGGAAUUAAUAUCUACAAUGAUUUAUAUAAAUUCUGCACAAAUGAUCAUACUUGGUAUAGCCUGAAACCCUCGGGUGAUAUACCAGACGGACGCRCAGCCCAUGCUGGGACUGUCGUCAAUAAUGACUUAUAUGUAUUUGGUGGGAUGAGUGGCAUAGGCACUGCUCUAGAUGACUUCUACAAGCUCAAUAUAGAAAUUUUACAWUGGAGUAAAAUAAAGCUAGACACUUUACCACCUGAUCCGCGCCUUGACCAUGCUAUGUGCACACUGACUAUUGCACAGCCAUUAGAUGAAAAAGCAAGYGCAGAUUCAAAUGAAAAGAAGAAAGUGUCUCAGAUAAUAUUUCUGUUUGGUGGAAUGGACACAAGUGGAGUAAUACUUAAUGACUGUUUCGUUUUCCUCCCUUCUGCUGAAUAGCUUUACUUUUUAUAUUUUUGUAAAAUAUGUCAUUAUUUGGAAAUUUCUUCAUUGUAAGAUAGGUUUAUAGAAUUUUCAUUGAAUAAAGAUUAUUGUUGGAUA
Messenger RNA from Exaiptasia diaphana, 1212 nucleotides. RefSeq names its product rab9 effector protein with kelch motifs. Bases 46 to 1110 code for a protein of 354 amino acids. The record is from RefSeq and is a predicted model, not a curated record. Gene Ontology annotation, molecular function: protein binding. The transcript is spliced from 7 exons. Lineage: Eukaryota; Metazoa; Cnidaria; Anthozoa; Actiniaria; Aiptasiidae.